Messenger RNA from Zea mays, 2162 nucleotides. Its product is annotated as homeobox-leucine zipper protein HOX19. The transcript has 3 exons. The coding region runs from base 608 to 1498 and encodes 296 amino acids. Gene Ontology annotation, biological process: regulation of DNA-templated transcription. The record is from RefSeq and is a predicted model, not a curated record. Gene Ontology annotation, molecular function: DNA-binding transcription factor activity, RNA polymerase II-specific; sequence-specific DNA binding. Lineage: Eukaryota; Viridiplantae; Streptophyta; Magnoliopsida; Poales; Poaceae.
UCCUUCACAUAUAUGUGCACGUCAUGCAUCUUUUCCUCUCUUUGGUCGAUCGAUUUGCAUAGUAUAUAUAUACGGUUCGCCUUUUGCACGACACAUGAAUACAUGGUAUUGGAAGAAAUGGCGCAAAUUAAAGUGGUACGUACUGUUGCUCCCUGUCCCUGGGGCAUUUGAGAGCGGAUGAACGAGAACGAUGUGUGCGUUUCUACUAUUCUGCAGCCUGCCCCUCUGCACAGGCGCGUCCACGUGGCCGCGCCUCAUCAUCAUGCAUCCCGCUGACGGCUGAACUGCCUCCUCCGCUCCGCAGCAAGUGUCGAAGCGUGGGCUCGUGCGCGUGCAUCCGCUUGUCCCUUGCCGGCUCCCCCGCUCCUCAAAUAUUCUCGCCCGCCCGGCCUCCCCUUUCCUCCAUCCUCAUCAACCAUUUCAUUCCUUCCUGACUUCCUCCUCCCGCACGCAGCGCAGCUUGCAACCCGCAACGAACCAAGGCCGCGCCGCGCGCGCCCUGCCGGCCGUCAGAGGGAAACCCAGCUCUAACUGAAGUGCCGGCUACAUAUACUGCUGUGCUAGCUAGCUAGCUAGCUACUCUUCUGGUCCUGAGCGCACGUACGCCAUGGCUCAGGAGGACGUCCACCUGGACGAUGCCGGCCUGGCGCUGGGCCUGUCCCUCGGCGGCGGCGGCGGCGGCGGAGCCUCCGCCGCGGCGCGCCACGGUACCAGCAGAAGCCGGCUGAGCACGGAGGCGCCGCGCACGCUGGAGCCGCCGUCGCUGACGCUGAGCAUGCCGGACGAAGCGACGGCGACCGCGACCGGCGGGUCCGGCGGCAGCGGCGGGGCCGCGCGCAGCGUGUCGUCGCGGUCAGUGGAGGGCGUGAAGCGGGAGCGCGUGGACGACGCCGAGGGCGAGCGGGCGUCGUCGACGGCCGCCGCGGCGCGGGCCGGCGCCGGCGCCGAGGACGACGACGACGGGAGCACGCGGAAGAAGCUGAGGCUGACCAAGGAGCAGUCCAAGCUCCUGGAGGACCGCUUCAAGGACCACAGCACCCUCAACCCGAAGCAGAAAAUCGCGUUGGCGAAGCAACUGAAGCUGAGGCCACGGCAGGUGGAGGUGUGGUUCCAAAACAGGCGAGCAAGGACGAAGCUGAAGCAGACGGAGGUGGACUGCGAGCUGCUGAAGCGCUGCUGCGAGUCGCUGAGCGAGGAGAACCGGCGGCUGCAGCGGGAGCUACAGGAGCUCCGCGCGCUCAAGCAGCUCGCCGGCCCGCACCCACAUCAGGCGCCGUCGUCGUCGCCCGCCGCCGCGACGCAGGGCGUGCCGGUGCCGGUGCCGGUGCCGCCGCCGUUGUACGUGCAGAUGCAGAUGCAGCUGCCGAUGCCGGCCGCCACGCUGAGCCUCUGCCCGUCCUGCGAGCGCCUGCGCGGCGGGCCCAAGGCCGAGCCCGACAGGCCCCAGGCAGCCACCCACCGCUUCUUCAACCCCUUCACCCACUCCGCCGCCUGCUGAAUGAUGAUUUUGCUUGCGCGCGCCUGCGCUGCAGCUGCGCACCAGCACGCGCAUCUACCUUGGCGUACGUGCGCGUGCAUGAUGCAUGAGCAAGCAACACGCAGCGGCGGCAGCGCGCGAACAGAUAGCGGCACCGCCCACCACCGUACCGCAGAUACUAGCUACCACGUACGUAGGUAUACACUCCUCCGACGAUCCAUCCACCUCGCGUACGUCACAAGUAACAUGUGAUCCUCCGAUCCUCUAGCUAUUUUAUUUCUUGAUCCGGAGGGGUUAAAGUUACUUGUCAGUGUUCCCAUCAGCUAAUCGAUCGAUCGAUCGAUCAAUCAUAGGCUUGAUAGGAGGAGGUAGUAGUCAAAAUAGCCGGUCCGUCCAUCCAUCCAUCCAUGUAUAUUUUUGCGCAUGCAUGCUGUAAUUCGGUCCCUCUCGAUCGGCCGGUCUACUUGCUCAUCAUCCCUCCCCUUCCCUUCUCGAUAGGAGUUCUACGUAGCUUCUUCAUUUGUCUUCUUUUUUUUUGGUCUUGUCUCACACAGACACAGGUUAGUAUAAUAAUAAUCGUCCGAGCGAGGGCAGUAGUUGAUUAAGUGGUAGUAUAUAUCGAUCUUAAGAUUGACCCCCUGUACACCUAUUAUUGGAUUGAGAUGCUUCUGGUGGUCUUCUGCUA